AUGGCGGACUUUGAGAGUGUUCUAGGUGGUUGUGUGGAUUUCUUACAGGAGAGGGUGUUUCGAGAGCUUCCCGAGAACGCUGUGACAGUUUGCAUGGAACGGGAGGCAGUAGGCGGCGCAGAAGUGGUGGCAGGGGAAUGGGGGCCGCUAGAGGGCGUUACAGACAAGCAGAUCCGGCGGGACAUGCAGAUGAAUGCGUUCCGCGCGGUGGUGGUGCGCGUGGUGCAAGGCGGGCGGGAGGAUGGGGGUUACCUUGCGAACCUGGCGGCAGUGCUGGACUGCGUGCACUGGAUGCAGGCGGGCGAGGGGGCCGCUGGCGACGCGGCGGCCUGGGCCAACCUCUACUUUGACCUGACGAAGAGCGCAAUGCAGUUUCUGGCCGUACCGGACGGCUUUCUUGCGUUCUGGCCGUACUUUGAGUCGCGGCUUGCAUGGUACUUGCAGGGGCAGGAUGUGGUGCCCGUGCGCAGCGGCGAGAACAGGUUGGUGUCGGGGAUCCGGCUGCCGCUGUCGCGGCUACUGUACCACUGCAACGAGCUUGUGCGGCAGCUGGAGGCGCAGUCAAAGUUGAACACGCCGCGCCACUACAUGGUCGCGCACAAGUUGCAAUGGUUUAUGUCGCAGCUGUUACCGGCCAGCGAGAACUGCAAUUACAACAAGUCGGGCGAGCUCAUGGCACAGCUGCCGGAGACACUGUGGGCCCAGCGAGGCGGGAAGUUGCGCGACGCGCGGUCGCCCUCGCUGUUCCGUGACUGGACCUACUUUGUCGAGGAGUUCGUAUUGGACCCUGUCGGCGUUAUGGUAUCCCCCCUGCGUGAGCGCCAGGGGUUUGAGGAGUACACGAACGAUAUUAUUGAAUUUCUUCUUGAGAAGGAACAGGACUACUACCGCAAGGUCGCCUCUGCGGUCCAAGGACCCAAUUUGAUCAGGCAAGAUCUGCACCGUGGCCUUAUUCCAACGCAAGCCAGCACGAAUAAUUUCCGUGAACCCCAAGACUCUAGGCAUUCUAUAUGUGCCUCCAAGGCUGCGUUCUGGAAGCACUAUAGCGAGGUGUACGCAACGCUGGAAGACGUAAUGCAUCCGCUUCCGCUGGAGCUCUGCAUGGAGGACGAGCACACUCUCAACCAUCAGCUCGAAACGGUAGAGGUAGAUACAUUCAGAAAACUGGUGCUCCUCCAGAUUACGAUAACCUGCAAUAUCGUCGACCAGAUCCUACGGGAUAAGGCCAUUUACAGGACCUACGUGACCCGCUACAAGAAUGUCCACAGUGGUCGUGCUAUCCCUAACGAUCCGCCGACUUUGUUCAAGUUCUUUUCCACCGCUGUUGGCCGUAUCCGUGACUUUUACCGUGUAAAGGAUCCGCAGUUCUUUGACAUGCUCAAUGAACUGCUGCAUGCGGACGAGUCAUUCCUGUUUGCGAAGGCGGCGAAUAUGGCUCCCUUCAAAGAAAUCGCAUGGAACACUGAGUCGCUAGGUCAUGCCCCGGAGCCAGCCUGCAGCUUCAAGAAGUUUGGAUUCAUAACUAUGGGCAAUAAGCGCAUUAACGAUGUAUGGAAGAUAGAAUCCGGGCUUAAACGCACCAAGGACCUAGCCAAGGCACGCGAGAUCGACCCAACUGGCGUCUACUCGGCGUUGCAGGCAGUAGCUGCCACGGCCGGGGCUGCUACGGAUGCCGACUCUAGAAUUGUCAAGCAAUGGCAAGACCUGCGAGCUCUCCGCUUUGAGUACCUAUUUGAGCUCGCCAAGGUAGAUGAGACCACCGGUAUAAAUGGCCUUUUCGAUCCGACACUGAUCGCAGCGUCGCGCGAGGAUAAAGACAAGCGCAUCUCGGCGCUACAUGAGGCAUACAUAAAGCGCCACCGUGAGGACCUGGAAAAGGCCGAGAUGUACUUUCGCCAACAGUCUGAGCAGUCAGAAGACAAAGGCGACGAGCUCUCGAGAAAGCGCGCAGCGUCCACUCCGGAUAGCGCUGACGACUUACCAGAAACAAAGAGGAGCAGACUGCAAUCCGAGUCGGUUCCUGCCGAGCACUUGGAGAGCGCCGAGACCCCGGAUACUGCGAAGAAGAGCGAACCUCAGGAGAAGGAGCAGGAGUCAGACGAUGACGACGACGAUGAGGCCGUUCCAGAGUGCUGA
Molecule: messenger RNA, 2136 nt
Organism: Eremothecium gossypii ATCC 10895
Lineage: Eukaryota; Fungi; Ascomycota; Saccharomycetes; Saccharomycetales; Saccharomycetaceae
Gene: HPR1
Product: Hpr1p
Exons: 1
Coding region: 1-2136 (711 amino acids)
Source: RefSeq, marked provisional